Rotaria socialis is the source of this 740-nucleotide messenger RNA. NCBI's taxonomy places the organism in Eukaryota, Metazoa, Rotifera, Eurotatoria, Philodinida, Philodinidae. The record is from the annotation of a GenBank genome assembly.
AUGCUUCGAUCUAAUUUUCACCUUCUCGAUCUACCUAAUGAAAUUUUGCUUAUUAUUUUGAAAAAACUUGAUAAUAUUGAUGUGCUUUAUUCAUUAUCGGGUAUUAAUAAUGAAAGACUUGACAUUUUGGCGCAACAGAAGAUUUUUACAAACAUUCUGAAUUUUGUACCUGCAUUAACUGAUGAUGUUUAUUCAAUUCCUGCUUCAAUACUUGAUCGUUUUUGCUUCGAUAUAUUGCCAAGAGUUCAUUAUAAUGUCAAAUGUCUCAUACUUGACUCAGUACAUAUGACACGAAUUCUUCUCGCUGCUGAUUAUCCUUGUCUCGGUCAACUAAAACUCUUCAAUUUUAGCCAAGAUAUUGCCUUAAGCUAUUUUACAGAUCAAUCAUCUUUUCAACAUAUUUUUCGACAGCAAAUUACAGAUCUUAGUCUUAUAUGUAAUGAAGAUACUAGCAAAACAUCAGUGAAAAGUUACGCUAAAAAUAUCUAUAGACAUAUUUUGACUUUAUUCAAAAAUUUAACGCAUUUGAGUAUUAUUAAAUUGGCAGGAGGUCAAUAUGAAUGUCAACCUUUGUCACUUUCUAACUUGUCAUUAUCUAGUUUUUCUUCUUCAACUCUUACUAAUUUAUCUAUCAGUCUGAAUUCAAUAGAAGAUUGUCUUUCUCUGCUUGAUGGUCGUCUCAAACAAUUAUCAACAUUAAUUAUUAUCGUUUAUGGAACUCAGAAUCAUUCAAUGCUUGA